GGAAGUGUUGUCAAAUGAUUUUCACUACACUGAAACUAAGUUAGUUAUUACUGCAUCUGCUAAUAUCUUGCGAUGGACGGAUGUUCCGUUCAGAGUUUACCCUAAGAAACCCUGCGCCCCGAGUGUUCGGACCGCCGCCACUCUGACUUGGACGCAAGUGAAGUGAGUGUGUGGCGGCCAGGUCGCCUUCACAGCAGUCUGGGGAUGGAGGAGCGAGCGCGGAGCUGCCUCCUGCGGCACCGAGACACCCUGCAGCAAGAUAUCAAGGCCUCCUACCUGAUGGAUCAUAUGGUCAGUGAUAACGUGCUGACGCAUGAUGAAGAGGAGAAAGUGAGAGCAAAGCCCACUCGAAAGGAGCAAGCGGUUACUCUCAUCGACUUGGUUUUACAGAAGGACAAUCGUGCCUAUAUCUCCGUGUACAACGCCCUGAUCCGAGAGAGUUAUGGGGACCUAGCUUCCCUGCUCCAGCCGGACUUGCCUCUUAUCUCCCCAGAGGCACAGAAGAGCUUCUCAGAUGGAGGCACUCCCUACGUCAAUACAACGCUGAUUGAAGGUGGCGUCCCCCAGAGGCCGGUGGUUUUUGUCACUCGGCCCCCUCUGGUUAACCAAAUCAGGGAAAAGCUAUACAGGCUUCAGGACACUACAGGCUGGGUCACUGUGUUUGGCAUGGCUGGCUCAGGGAAGUCUGUACUUGCAGCUGAAGCUGUCAGAGAUGAAGCUGUUAUCAAAGAAUGCUUCCCAGGAGGGGUCCACUGGCUCUCUAUUGGGCAGCUGGAGUUACCAGGGCUGUUGGUGAAGAUCCAGUCCCUAUGUUUUCGUCUGGAGCAAACCUUGGACUCGUCCAGCCAGAGACCACCCAAUUCUAUUGAGGAAGCAAAGGAUCGGCUACGCUACCUCAUGCUUUACAAAUAUCCCAGGUCACUCCUGAUCCUGGAUGACAUCUGGGAUGGGGCAGUACUGAAGGCUUUUGACGUUCAGUGCCGUGUGCUCCUCACCACUCGAGAUCGCAGUUUAGUGGACUCUGUGGGAGGUCAGAGGUUUGAAGUGCACGUGGAAAGUGGACUGGGUCACAAAAAGGCUCUGGAGGUCUUAGCUCUGUAUGUGAACAAGAAGCCUGAGGAUCUUCCAGAUCAGGCAUACAGCAUUGUCAGAGAGUGCAAAUGCUCCCCUCUCGUAGUCUCCUUGAUCGGCGCUCUGCUCCAUGACUUCCCUGAUAGGUGGGACUAUUACCUGCGGCAGCUGAAGAUGAAGCAGUUCCGACGUAUCCGCAAGUCUUCCUCAUAUGACUAUGAAGCUCUGGACCAAGCCAUGGAUGCCAGCAUCACAGUUCUGCAGGAGGACUACCAGGAGCUUUACAAGGACUUCACUGUGGUGAAGAAGGAUGUCAAAGUACCAGCCAAGGUCCUCUCCAUCAUCUGGAAUUUGGAGCUGGAGGAGGUUGAGGACAUGCUGCAGGAGUUUGUAAACAAGUCCCUGCUGUUUCGGGACUGCACCCAUCGGCCCUAUCUGUACUACUUGCAUGACCUGCAGCUGGAUUUUCUCGUUGAGCAAAAUCGCUCCCGCCUACAGGAGCUGCACUCUAAAGUAGUUCGUCAAUACCAGCAGUUCUACAGGGAAGGUCCACCCAUCUCUGGGGACCAGGAGUGUCUGUACUGGUUUAGAUACCUCACAUACCACAUGGCUAAUGCUGGUCUCACUCAGGAGUUGUAUACACUAAUUUUCUCCCUGGACUGGAUCAAAACUAAGGCUCAACUCAUGGGACCUGUCUCUGUCAUCAAUGAUUAUGUGGAGCAUGGUGCCAUACUGGAGAACAGUGAGGUGUGCAAGCAGUUCCUGGAGUUCCUGUCAGUCAACGGGCACCACUUGGAACAGAAACCCUUCCCAGAUGUGGUUCAACUCGGCCUGUCACAGCCCGUGUCUUCUAGAGUGUACCAAGAAGCUCAGUUGCUGGCACAGCAGCAGACCAGCAGUGGUGCGCUCUACCUGGACUGGGUUAAUAAGAGUAGCCUGGAGAGUUUAUCUCGCCUGGUGAUUAAACCGCUUCAGGGAUUUAUCUACUAUGCCUGUUUCUCCCGAGAUGGCCUUAAGAUUGCCUCCUGUGGGUCAGAUAACACGUUGCAGGUGUUUAGGGUAACAUCUGGGGAAAAGCUGCUGGACUUUCGAGCUCAUGAGGACGAGGUGCUGUGCUGUGCCUUCUCUCCUGAUGACAGGCAAAUUGCCACUUGCUCCAGUGACAAGAAAGUCAAGCUGUGGAAUGCAGAGAAGGGCACCUUGAUCCGAACAUUUGAUGAAGAGCAUGAGGAGCAAGUGAAUCACUGCCAGUUUACCAACACGCGUCGGCGCAUCCUUCUGGCCACUUGUUCCAACGACAGUGUCUACAACAUGAAGCUAUGGAAUCCAAACAGACAGUCGUCUCAGAACACCUUGUUUGGACAUAUGGAGCCUGUCAGUCACUGUUGUUUCUCACCUGAUGACACAUAUCUGAGCACAUCAUCCAGUGAUGGGACAUUAAAGCUCUGGGAGGUUUCUUCUGCAAAUGAGUGGAAGUCCAUCAAUGUCCAGGGAAUCCUGGAUGAAGAUGAGGAGACGGAGACCAUAGUCAAGUGUAGCAGCUGGUCAGCUGAUUGCAGACGCAUUUUCUGUGCCGCAAGAAAUGCAGUCUUUAUGUUUGAUGUGACAACGACAGAGCUGCUCUCUGAGAUUCGGACCAAUCGCCUCAGCACAGUGCAGUUCUGCGACGCCUGCCCCAACAGCCAGCUGGUUGCCGUGGCACUCUCCCACUAUGCUGUUGAGCUGUGGGAUGUUGAGGCCAAGAAGAAGAAAGCCGACUGCAGGGGACACCUGAGUUCGGUCCACUGUGUCCGCUUCUCUCCCGAUGGUGCGCUCCUCCUCUCUUCCUCUUCUGACCAGACCUUCAGACUCUGGGAAACCGAGAAAAUCCACACCUCCUCCGCCGUCUCACUGAAGCGGGACUUGGACGUGCUCUUUGAUGACAGAGAUGUCAUAAUUGUGGCCCCUGACAACAAGAACAAAUUACAGGUGCGGAGCGGAAAUGCGGGUGAUGUGAUGUUCCAGUCACAGAAGCUGGAGUCUCGAAUCCGAUGCGUGUGUCUCUAUCGGGACCCCCUGGUUGUGGCACUGGGGCAAGAAGAUGGAGUUGUGCAGGUGCUGGAGUUGCCCUCUGGGAAGGUUCUGCAUGUGCUCUCUGGCCACACCAAGACGGUACUACACUGCCAGUUCAACGCUGAUGGACAUACGCUCAUAACAUCCUCAGAGGACGCAACUUUAAGGGUGUGGAAGUGGAGGACGGGGGAGUGUCGGGUGCUGCAAGGUCAUACGGAACAAGUGAGGCGGUUCCUGUUGUUGGAGACCAUGUUUCCUAUGCCUUGCCUGCUCUCCUGGUCUUAUGAUGGCACUGUUAAGGUGUGGGACAUGAGCACCGCGGAAAAGAUCCAAGACAUCGUGUGUCACCAGGGUUCCAUCCUGUCGUGUGAUGCCUCGCCUGAUGGACACUUGUUUGCCACGACCUCCACAGACAAGACCGCCAAGAUAACAGCAAGCAGAGCUGGUGUUGGAAGUAACUAGACAGGAAGUCCUCAAUGCCUGGGAAGCAGCCUCUCCACUUGUCUCAGCCAGCAGACAGGAGAGCAGGUUACUUGGUCCUGAGAGCCUGGUUAGACACCUGAGAACCCGAAAGCACCAACAGUAAAACAUCCUGGUUUAGACUGGAGAACUCUCUGUUAAAUAAAUGAUGUGCUGGUGGUGACUCCAUCCUCUAGGCACUGAGGGGUGGGUCUUACCUCCAUCUGUGGGCACUGGACCAGAUGGGUCAGAUCCAGGCCAGAUGGCUGUGUAGGCGUCUCACUUAGCCAGCUGUCUUUGGACCCACCGUGAACCCAACUUUGACUUGACUUUGCAGCAGUUGUGUGAAGAUGGUAGUGUUUGGAUUUAAGCUCAAAGUGGAGGGGGAGGGUAAAGACUUCAGGGACCAAACCUGUUAAAGGCUGGGAUCAUCCCCGCUGGAGAAAGAGAAGAGUAGAUUUCAGAGAAAAGCAGUCCCUGAUCAUGCUGUGAAUACAUUACUGCAGCCAGUCAAAAAGGGCUUCCUUGGAAAAGACAGGGUUUGCUACAGCACAGUGAAAUAUUCUUUUUAUUUUGCUGAUUGGCAGUGGAUGACUGGUUUGUUUUUGACAUUGCCAGUCACAGGGGAGAUGUCUUGGUUGGCUGUUUGUCUGAAACCCUGAUGUAUAGUGUGUGUUCCUGUCUUUAUUUUGUCUUGUGGCUUCUGGGCAAACUAACUCUGUCAUUCCAUCACAUGACUGAAUCCGAGGUCCGAGUCCCUACAACCUUCUAGCAUAACUCCAUGACAUGUGUUCAGAUUCUCAGUUUAUGGUGUAAUCAUAGUGCUGAUGAGUGAAGGUUAUUUAUCUACCCCCGUGAAAAUUUUUGCGUGGUGGUCCUCAGAAAACCGAUCUUUCGAUACGCUGAUAUGAGUAUGUGAGAUUUGUUGACCUUAACCUUGAACUUAAGCUGAAAU
Messenger RNA from Scleropages formosus (Asian bonytongue), 4537 nucleotides. It is a transcript of the gene apaf1, whose product is annotated as apoptotic peptidase activating factor 1. The coding region runs from base 205 to 3585 and encodes 1126 amino acids. Gene Ontology annotation, molecular function: protein binding; ADP binding. The transcript is spliced from 25 exons. NCBI's taxonomy places the organism in Eukaryota, Metazoa, Chordata, Actinopteri, Osteoglossiformes, Osteoglossidae. Gene Ontology annotation, cellular component: apoptosome. The record is from RefSeq and is a predicted model, not a curated record. Gene Ontology annotation, biological process: regulation of apoptotic process; apoptotic signaling pathway.